Molecule: messenger RNA, 5584 nt
Organism: Stegastes partitus (bicolor damselfish)
Lineage: Eukaryota; Metazoa; Chordata; Actinopteri; Pomacentridae
Gene: gripap1
Product: GRIP1 associated protein 1
Exons: 27
Coding region: 133-2724 (863 amino acids)
Biological process (GO): neurotransmitter receptor transport, endosome to postsynaptic membrane; regulation of recycling endosome localization within postsynapse; regulation of neurotransmitter receptor transport, endosome to postsynaptic membrane
Cellular component (GO): postsynaptic recycling endosome; extrinsic component of postsynaptic early endosome membrane; glutamatergic synapse
Source: RefSeq, a predicted model, not a curated record
GUCGGAGUGAGACCUCCGUCCUGCCUCCGGUCCUCAGAAACCUGGGCGGAGUGAGCCCUCUGCCUGCCGCCCCUCUGCGCGGCUCUCCGUCUCCUCCGCUAGCCGAGCCUGCUAGCUGGCUGCCCGGGAACCAUGGCCAUGUCGCAGGCUCUGUCCGAGGAGGAGUUCCAUCGGAUGCAGGCUCAGCUGCUGGAGCUGCGAACUCAGAACUACCAGCUGUCCGAUGAUCUCAGGAAGAACUCAGCAGAGCUGAACUCCGUCCGCCAGAAGAACCUGGUUCUGGAGAGGGACUUCGUCAAAGCGCAGAAGGCUUUAAAUAAAAGCAAGAAAGCUCAGGAGGUGGAGGCUCUGCUCAGUGAGAAUGAGAUGCUCCAGGGGAAGCUGCACAGCCAGGAGGAGGACUUCCGGCUGCAGAACAGCACUCUGAUGACCGAGCUGUCCAAGCUGUGCACGCAGAUCGAACAGCUGGAGCAGGAGAACCAGGGCCUGAAGGAAGGGGGCGGAGCCUCAAAGUCCAGCCCACCACCCAACCCCGCCUCCAGCCCCGUAGAUGGAGAGCUGCUCCGCCUCCAGGCUGAAAACUCCACCCUGCAGAAGCAAAUGAAAGCCCUCCAGGAGCGCUAUGACCGAGAGCUGCAGAGGCAGGCGGUUGCCCAGGGCAACCAGGGCGCUACCAUGGAGACCGACGGGUCAGCUGGCGCCAACGGAGUCUCUGAUGUCACAGGGAGAGGGGAGGAGCCAGCAGCAGGAGCCAAUGAGAGGCUGGAACAGACGGACUCUCAGCUCCACGGCCUGUCAGAGACGAGCGUAGAGAAGAUUGUAGCUAAGCAGGCAGCGCUAGGCUGGUCGGCUGCUCUCUGUCCAAUAACUCACUGCUUUGGACCAGAGCUGGAGAUGAAACUGAGCACCGAGCAGGAGGAGAAGAGGCUGCUGAGGGAGCAGAUCCAGCACCUGGAGGCGUCUAAACAGGCGGAAAUCACCAAACUGCAGGAGGAGAUCACAAAGCUGUCUGACAAGUUAAAGAAGAAGCAGGAGAGUUUCCAGCGUCUGCAGACAGAAAAGGAGGCUCUGUACAACGACAGCAGGACGAAGAUCGAUGAGAUCAACCAAAGGAAAGAAGAAGAAGUGAAGGCCAUGAACAUCCGCAUCCAGAAGCUGCAGACCGACCUCAUGGCAGCCAAUCAGACGACGGCAGAGCUGAGAGAACAGCUGCAGAGCAAAGAGAAGGAACACGAAGUGGCGCUGCACACCCUGAAGGACCAGGUAGCCAAUCAGAGUGCAGUGAGUCAGGAGCAGGUGGACAACAUCCUGCAGGAGAAUGAUGCUCUGAGGACAAACCUAGCUGCUCUAGAACAGAUCCAGACGGUGAAGACGCAGGAGAUGAAUCUGCUCCGAGAGCAGCAGGAGGCUCUGACGGCCGAGCUGCAGCAGAGACGAAGCGAACAGGAGAGUCUGCUGGCUCAGAGGGACGACCUGGACUCCCAGCUGCAGGAGUCGAGUUUUGCCAACAGGAAGCUGUUGGAGCAGCUGACAGAGGAAGGACAGGAGAAGGAGAAGCUGCUGAGGGAGCUGGACGAGGCCAAGAAGACGGCAGAGAAGAGGAAGUCCAUGCUGGACGACAUGGCCAUGCAGCUGAACCAGGAGAAGUCCGACCACAAGGAGGCGCUGUCAGACCUCAAACUGCAGCACGAGAAGGAGGUGAGUGUCAGCCAGGAUGGAUGGAUCUGUCCGUCUGCCACCGUAAUCUGGAGGACGUUCUCUUUUGAUCCCCGUCUGGUCUUGUUGUGCGUCUUUGUGUUCGUUUGUUCGCCUGCGGAGCGACGGGGGCAUCGCUGGAGGAAAAGUUUGAGCCGAAGUCUUGUUGUGUGUCUGCAGGAGAAGCAGGAGGAGAUGGAAGGGCUGAAGCAGCAGCUGGUGGAGGUGGAGAAGCAGAAGGACGAACACGUGGACGCCAUCGGGAAACUCAAACAGGAGAUAAAGGACACGGUGGACGGUCAGAGGAUCCUGGAGAAGAAGGGAAGUGCAGCGCUGAAGGACUUGAAGCGGCAGCUGCAGCUGGAGAGGAAGCGAGCAGACAAGCUGCAGGAGAGACUCCAGGAGAUCCUGACCAACAGCAAAACCAGGACAGGUCUGGAGGAGCUGGUUCUGUCGGAGAUCAACAGUCCCAGUCGGACUCAGCAGACCGGAGACUCGUCGUCCGUCUCGUCCUUCUCCUACAGAGACAUGAUGAAGGAGGCCCAGCCGACCAAUCAGAACAAGUCCGGAGGAGGAAGUCCUCAGUCUCAGCGUCCGGCCGAGCUGUCCGACGACGAGGUGGGAGAGCUGUUCCAGCGUCUGGCCGAGGUCCAGCAGGAGAAGUGGAUGCUGGAGGAGAAGGUGAAACAUCUGGAGGUGAGCUGCUCGUCGAUGGCUGAAGACAUCUGCAGGAAGAGCGCCAUCAUAGAGACGUACGUGAUGGACAGCCGCAUCGACGUGUCCGGCUCUGCGGUCGGAGGUCACGGAGGUUCUCAGGGAGAUCGUGGAGGUUUGGGUUCUGUGCUCAGAGAUCUGGUGAAACCAGGAGAUGAGAACCUGAGAGAGAUGAACAAGAAGCUGCAGAACAUGUUGGAGGAACAGCUGACCAAGAACAUGCACCUGCAGAAGGAUCUGGAGGUUUUGUCCCAGGAAUUAGUCCGUCUCAGUAAAGAGAACAACCCUGGAGGUGGUGCAGCUGGGUCGGGAUGAGACUAUCGCCUGGAUCACUCUGUCCAUUCCCCUCCUCCUCCUCACCUGGAUGUUUGGGCUGAGCUCAGGCUAACACCUGGACAUUAACGUUGCUUUUUCCCCCUCACUCACUCUUCACAACACAAGGCCUGCUGUGGGCUCUGACUAUUACCUGGAGCCGCUAUGAUUUCAACACUUGAGUCUGCCUCCUCGGCUGUGACUAAACGCUGGAGUGUGAGCAGUUAGUGCGGAGUAGAAGAAGAAGAAUGACAAGGAGAGGAAAUCACUGUUGAAUGUACUGUAAUUAGACCGCACCGCUCUACUCUGUUGGUCCUGGCUAUGACCUGGAAAGACUUCUGAUUUCUGUUGUGACUGACCGUAAACCUUCACUGUUUCUCUGUCUUAACACUCUGAUGUCUGUCUGUCUGCCGGGCCCGGCUACGUCCUGGAGCACAAACAUCUUCACUGACUGACAUCAUUGGUUUCUCUGUGCAGUAGUUCUGUUGUGAUCUGGCUAUUUCCUGGACUUCCUGUCUGUGAAAGAGUUACGCUGCUUCACUGAACGCGUGGGGUCUGUCUACGACCUGGACUGCGCUUUCAGCUGCACGUCAUGACCUUCAUCAGUAGGUUGCCAUGGAGACGGUUUGGUUGUCUGCACAUGACUGAACCGUUUCCAUCCCAGUGAAGACCAUGAGGUGCAUCUGAAAGGAUUUAAAAGCGAUUAUUGAUUAUUUUCUGAACUUAUCGGCGAUCAGUUUGUCAGGAUCAGUGAAAGGUUCCGGUUUUAUCUAAUCAUCGAUUUAAAAUCAUCAAACGAUCACGUUCAUGACGUCUCAGCCAGAAAGAAGCUCAGCGGGUUUGGACGUGACUAUGUUCUGGUUGUAAUGGACCAGUUCAGUCAUUACACAUGAAGCCUGCUUUUGUCACGUUUCACUGAAAAAUGAGUGAAAACAUGAAGUCAGCCGUUCAGCUGGUACACUGAUCAAUACUGAUAUUGAUUAUGGAUCAGUAUUGAUGACGCUGAACAAACAGCUGAUCUGAAUCGAUCAAUCGCUAAAUGUUCAGCUGCUAUUUCAGACAUUAGCCUGAUCCCUCCACUCAGAGUUCAUUACGUUUUCCUUCUGAAUGUUUCUGACUUCCUGCAGAUCAAACACCUGAUCGAUUAUUGAUUAUUGAGAAACCUGUUGCAGAUUCAUUGAUGAUGAAGCCAGUCGUCGUCUGAAUGUUUCAGAACGUUGACGUGCUUUAACCGGAGGAUGUGACGUCGGCGGCUGCGAACCUUAACAUCGACCUUUCAGAAUAAAAGUCACACGUUUGUUUGCGUCGUAGUUUAAUCAAUAACGUGAGCAGACGUCGCAGAUCGUCACAUUUGCAUCUCGUGGGAGCCACGAGUUACUGUCAGACACCUGCAGCUUAAAGAGAAACGACAGUUCACACGUCAUCGGCUGUGGCUAUGUCAUGGAGAACUCAUUUACUAACUGAUUGUAUCGUUUGGCUUAUUUAAUCGUUUUGUGUGUUUGUGUUGGGCCGUGACUACAUCCUGGAGUUCACAGCUUUCAUUACAACUUAAACCUUCAGUGUCUUUUGACUGCAGUGACGCUGUGCAGCUGUUUUGCAUCCCUGCUUUUAUAAAUAGCUUUUAAUGCAGUUGGGGAUGCAAAAUGGCUCAGACAGACCUGUUUGUCUCACUGCAGCUCAUCGCAAUGCAGCAGGGAUGCCAAAUGGCCUGAGCCUGGGCUGGUCUACUUGUUGGAGUUUCAGAGGUUGUUGAACUCAGACUCAUCUAUGAAUUGAUUCGUUUAUGUUGAAUAAAACUUGUUACAUUCACACUGCAACAAAUCCAACGCUGAGAUCUUUUAAUCACUGGGAUUAUUUUGGGAACAUAAAGUUUGAGUUUUGAUUCAGCAACUUCUCUCGGCACCAUUUGGCAUCCCUUUGGAUUCACUUCACGUUGACCUGGAUGGAAAAUGGCUCAACAACAACUAAUGAUUGUGUUUUGCGUUUGUUCUUAAUACUGCAGCUCUCCAGGGCUCCGUCUACGCCUUGGAUUACAUGAACUGUGCACUAUUUCUGUGAAUACUUCCAUCCUGAGCAGGGACACCAAAUGGUGCAGAGGACAAAGUUUCAGUUUUGUUGCUUUUUUUGCAGUUUCAUGAGUUCUUGUCGGGCUGGGUCCAUUUCCUCUUUGAACAGCUCUUCAUUUUGUGUUUGAAUCUGAUGAACUUUGGACUCUUUCUGCCGUCGUUUCGUCUUUCCGGCUCUUGAAUCUUUUGUUUGCUAUGUGGACCUGUCUACGUCCUGGAUUCCUCUCUGCACCGGGGAGCCUCUGCUGACUAUAAACUGGACUUAGAGCUUGUAACAGACUUUGUGUUUUAUGUUGCUUGUGUAUCGCUGCGUUGUUUUUUUUUUUUUGUUUGUUCACUAUCAAACAAAAUAUCAGUCUGGUGUUAAAAUCUCAACAUGAGGGAGAAAAACUCGACUUGUGCAGCUUCACAAACCUCUGUUCCACCUAAAACCAAACUUUAAACACUUUGCAUUUUAAAAAAUGCUUAAACAUCUGAAAAUAUCCCAAAAACGAAGUUGUCGCAUGAGGUUUCGUUCUGAGGAUUUUAAAAACACAAAGCUGCUCUGAAAUCGGAUGUUUUUUCUCUCUUAGCUUCAAACCAGACCUAUUGAGUGGGAUCUGUCUAUGUGCUGGGCAGUGACUCAGUCCCGCUCCUGCUUUUGUUUUUGUUGGUAAUGUUUAAAUCUGUAUAUAUACGCUGUGAUAUGACUCCUAACCGUAUGAAGAAUCUAUGGAUCUAUUUAUGACUGACUUGAUGAUCAUGACGCUAAUUAUUGUAACUACGAGAAAAUGUGAUAAAAUUCUGUCUGAACACGA